Colletotrichum costaricense is the source of this 228-nucleotide messenger RNA. RefSeq lists its product as uncharacterized. The transcript has a single exon. Bases 1 to 228 code for a protein of 75 amino acids. The record is from RefSeq and is a predicted model, not a curated record. NCBI's taxonomy places the organism in Eukaryota, Fungi, Ascomycota, Sordariomycetes, Glomerellales, Glomerellaceae.
AUGCGUCGCGUUUCAGCAGGGUGGAGUUCAAGUUUUUCGUCUGUUCGUCCUUUUCUCUCUUUUUUUCUCUUGGAGAAUUUGCUUGGAGACUUGCCCACUUUGGAGGCUGGUCCCCUAGUCUUUCCAAGAUACGAGUGUCACAAUAGAAAAACGGUCAGGGUGGCCGGGACCUCUUUUAGGAGUUGGAGCUCGGGAGAGACAAGCGUGACAAGCGUAUCCGUAGGCUAG